AUGCUGCUCCUGCAAAUCCUCGGCGUGACCCUCCUGCUCCUGGCUCAGUCGGCCGGGGAACAGGGACGCCAGCGCCGACACUCAUAUUCCGGGGAGUUCGGCUCGGCCUCCGGGACCCCGUUUUCCUACUCAGGGCCGGACCGAUGGGGCCCCAUCAGGGCUUUACGGAUCUGGGAGCAUUGUAACAGCUACAUCAGUGGCAUCCAGCUCCAGUUCGGGCCGACGUGGGGCCAGGUGUACGGGGCCGAGACCAAGGCGCAGCUCGAGGUGACCCUGCUCGACGAUGAGCGGAUCACGCAGGUCUCGGGCAAACAGUACACCUACAUCUACCAGCUCAUCGUCUCCACCAACAAGGGGCGCAUCUUCUUCUUCGGCCAGCCGUAUGGCAACUCCUUCAACGCCGUCCCCCUGUCCUGCACCGAGUACCUGGCCUUCCUCACCGGGCACUACAGCGGGGCGUCCCUCACGGGCAUCGCCAUGCACUGGGCCGAACCGAGGAACCAGGAGUGAGAACGCCCUGGCGGGAUCCCAGUGGCAGGGAGUUCCCCAGGCUAAGGGCAGCUUUUCUCCAUUUACCCUUCUUAGCUUGCAGUCCAGAGAUCAUGAAGCCAAUUCCUUACUAGAA
Chelonia mydas (Green sea turtle) is the source of this 625-nucleotide messenger RNA. RefSeq names its product zymogen granule membrane protein 16-like. The record is from RefSeq and is a predicted model, not a curated record. The coding region runs from base 1 to 510 and encodes 169 amino acids. Lineage: Eukaryota; Metazoa; Chordata; Testudines; Cheloniidae. The transcript is spliced from 3 exons.